Messenger RNA from Solanum verrucosum, 528 nucleotides. Its product is annotated as putative gamma-glutamylcyclotransferase At3g02910. NCBI's taxonomy places the organism in Eukaryota, Viridiplantae, Streptophyta, Magnoliopsida, Solanales, Solanaceae. The coding region runs from base 1 to 528 and encodes 175 amino acids. Gene Ontology annotation, molecular function: gamma-glutamylaminecyclotransferase activity. The record is from RefSeq and is a predicted model, not a curated record. The transcript is spliced from 2 exons.
AUGGCGAUCACAGAAGGAGACACCAAAAGCGAUUCACGGUUGAUUUUCACGUACGGAACCCUAAAGCGCGGAUUCCCAAAUCAUAGCCUGAUGGAAAAUCUGAUCGACGGAGGCAAUGUCGUCUUUGUCGGCGAGUACACGACGGUGGAGACAUUUCCGCUCGCUUGCGGACCCUACGGGAUCCCAUACCUGAUCAACAUCCGCGGAUCGGGUCACCGGGUCCGGGGCGAGCUCUACAAGGUGAAUAGCGGUGGGCUAGGCCCGCUGGAUGAUUUAGAAGGGAUCGAGAUAGGCCACUACGAGAGACUGCCGGUAACAGUCGCCGGUGACGGCGGUGAGACGGUUGCGGCGGAGGCGCACUUCGCGCACAGGAGCUUUGGUGAAGGGAUGUGGAAGAGGUGUGGAGAAAAGGGGUUGAAGAAUCCGCCCCUGAUGGAAUUAGGUAAUAAAUAUGAGAGGAAAGAAGAAAGACCUUCCAAUCAUGUAUCUCUUCAAGACAUCAGAAAUUUUAUUACCAAUGGGGAUUGA